Messenger RNA from Trichobilharzia szidati, 1329 nucleotides. NCBI's taxonomy places the organism in Eukaryota, Metazoa, Platyhelminthes, Trematoda, Strigeidida, Schistosomatidae. The record is from the annotation of a GenBank genome assembly.
AUGUAUAUUUUAGAUGAAAACGAUAAUCCACCAGUAUUUCAAAAAUCUGAAUUUCAUAUUGAAGUGAAUGAAAACAAGGCUGGUGUACCGUUACUCAAUAUUCGUGUAAAUGAUUCUGAUAUUGAUUCUAAUGCAAGACUAAGUUAUUUUCUACGUCCAGUAAGUGGAAUAAAUCAAGUUAAUCCAGAGUAUCUACGGAAUCAUAUACAACUAUUACCAUCUGUUGAAGGUGUCAGUUUAAGAAUAAGUCAACCAUUAGACUAUGAAGUACAAUCACAGUUAAUCUUCGAAGUUGUAUGCGUUGAUCAAGGUCAACCAGCGUUGUCUGCUUCAACUUUAAUUAAACUUACAGUUUUAAAUAUGAAUGAUAAUCCACCGAUAAUUAAAUUUUAUCACCAUGGACAACCGUUAGAUUCAAAUUAUGCUCAAAUUAGUGUUUAUGAAAACGAAUUUAAUAAUCAAUCUACAGAAAGUCAAAUAUUAUGCCAUGUUCAUGUUACAGAUUUAGACGAUGAUUUAAACAAUAUUCAAUGUUCACUAGAAGGAAAUAAAAACAAACAAUUUGAGCUAAGAGAAGUGACAACAAACAGACUUGUACAAAAACGUAAAAUAUUUGAAUUAAUCACAAUAAUCUCUUUAGAUAGAGAAAGUAUACCUCAACAUACACUGGUAAUUCGAUGUCAGGACGGUACAUCAGAAUCUAGUUUGGUUGGACGUAAUCAGUUACAAAUUAUUGUAAAAGAUCGUAAUGACAAUGCACCGAAAUUCACACAGGAACAUUAUAGAGGACAUGUUAAAGAAAAUGCUGCAAAUACGUAUGUUAUGCUAAUGAAUUUAAACUCUGAGCCCCUGAUAAACACAGUUCGAAAUGCAAUACACGCUACAGAUUUAGACACUGGUUUAAAUGGACAAAUUACUUAUUCUUUAGAGCCGUUAUACAUUUCUAAUCAAGUUACAUCUGUUCAGAAUUAUACUGAUAAGCAUAAAGAAGAUUCAUUGUUAUUCGGUAAAGGCCAAGCUCAGCAGAACGCAAAAAUAGAUGCUGCGAAAUCGAUAGACAAUUCCACUGACGAUACAGAACAGUAUUUGAAAAAUAAAGGUCCUGUACAUGAUACACGAAAAGAUGUUGAAAGCUUUUAUAUAGACCCGAUAAAUGGUCAGUUAAGAACACGUGUUGAAUUAGAUUGUGAACAACAAAAUGUUUAUUACUUUACUGUAGUGGCAACAGAUCAGGCUAUACCACCGGAUAAACGACACACAGCCACAGCACUUGUGACUGUUACAGUAAGUUUAUUUAAUACUAAUUUCGCAUACUUUUACUUAGUGUAA